Molecule: messenger RNA, 4192 nt
Organism: Calliphora vicina (urban bluebottle blowfly)
Lineage: Eukaryota; Metazoa; Arthropoda; Insecta; Diptera; Calliphoridae
Exons: 12
Coding region: 181-4056 (1291 amino acids)
Biological process (GO): proteolysis
Cellular component (GO): plasma membrane
Molecular function (GO): protein binding; serine-type endopeptidase activity
Source: RefSeq, a predicted model, not a curated record
CGUAUAAAUCGCCAAUAAAACACAAAGAUCUUAACAAAUAUUUAUAAAAUAAACGAAAAGAAAUAAUAAAAUAUUAUAUACUAUACUACAUAACAAAUACUCGUACUACAUGUGUUUUGGCUGCUGUUGUGGUUUAAGUUUGCGUCUUCUUCAUUAUAAAUAAUUUGUAGAAUUUUAGUAAUGAGAAUUUCUAAAAAUGUUUGCCACCAUUUAAUACAGAUAAUUGUGAUUUCAUUAUGUUUUACGAAUUUUAAUGGCGCCCGCUCCCAAUGCAGCAGCAAUGAUUGGGCAUGCGACAAUGGACAGUGCAUACAAGAUGAUAAAUUAUGUGAUGGCAAGGUCGAUUGUCGUGACCGAUCGGAUGAAAUUGCUGAGAAUUGUAUACAGUUCCAAGAGACUUGUCAAAACUUUGCCUUUAGUUGUGCCUACGGAGCUUGCAUAGACGGCAAAGCCAAAUGCAAUGGCGUGCAGGAUUGUGCUGAUAAUUCGGAUGAAUUGAUAUGUACAAAACAAGAUGAUUCGGACUUUCAAGGUAUAUGCUCCGACAAUGAAAUACAGUGUGUAAAUUCUAAAGAAUGCAUAAACUCAAUUAAUCUUUGCGAUGGCCGAGUACAUUGCAAGGAUGGUUCUGAUGAAUCGCUGGCACUAUGCAUUAACUUUGGCUGUAUUUCGUUUGGUUUUCAAUGUGGCUAUGGCGCCUGCAUUAGCGGCAAUGCUAAAUGUAAUGGCAUCAAAGAAUGCGCUGAUGGUUCUGAUGAAGCCUGGGAGUUGUGUAAUACGCCGCGAAAACAGACUAAUUUAAUUGGUGUAACACCCACACCAAUACCAACUCCUAAACCUACACCUACACCAGUACAAUAUAUCAGAUGUGUUAUACCUAAUAUACCCCAAUUACAGGACUUGAUAUUUAAGCUACAUCCUCGAAAUGAAACAAUUCCAUUGGGGUCAUUUGUUGAAGAUUAUGAAAUCAUUCAUAUGCAGUGCCAACACAAAUAUACCUUGAGAGGACAGCCUAGUCUUUUCUGUCAAAAUGGUAAAUGGAAUUUUGAUUUUCCCUCAUGUGUUGGCUACUGUGAUGGCUCACUUUUGCGGGGCGUUUCUUUGCGUGCUGUUUGUGAUUAUAGAACUCGUUUUGUGGAGUGCCCGAAAAGAAUUCGACCUGGUACGGAAAUUCAAAUCAAUUGUGGCUUUGGUUACACUCGCACCCCGAAUAAUCCUCAGUAUAUAAAAUGUUUAACUGAUGGUACCUUCGAUAAUAGUCCUAAACCUUGCGAACACAAUUGUGGACGAGUUGCCCCCAAUUUGGAGGCGUUGUCUAAAAAUGGUGUUCCAAUUAAAUCCAGUUCGGCGCCAUGGCAUGUGUCCAUUCAUGAGAAUAACAGCGUUAAUUUCGAUUACAUUUGUAGCGGUUCAAUAGUUUCGCCUAGCGUUGUCAUAACAGCCGCACAUUGCUUUUGGGAUGAGCCAACUUUGACAUUGAGAAAUUAUACAGAAUAUACAAUUAUUGCUGGCCAAAGUACGAGCAACUUUACAACAAUACAGAAUGAGUACACGCAAGUGGUACAGGUUGAGGAAAUACACAUUCCAGGAGAAUAUCGCGGUAAAAAUGGACGCCAAAGAGAGGAUAUUGCCUUUGUUAAAUUAAAAACUGCCUUAAGAUAUACCGAAACUAUUGCCUCGAUUUGCCUACCAAAAAUAAUUCGUAACACCGCCUCAAAGUAUGUGCUGUCCAAUGAGAAUGGAUUCGUUACCGGUUAUGGCCUAAAAAAUCAAUUGGAGAGACUCAAAAUGAUAACGUUAGCCUAUCAUGAUUGUAGAGAAAAAAGUCCACCGGACGCACCUGUGGCAGAUGAUAAAUUUUGCAUUUUCAGUAACGAGGGUGCUUCGGUGUGCCGGGGUGACAGUGGCGCCGGUUUUUUUAAAGAGGACAAGAAUUUGGAGGACAAUGAAAUUACAUAUAGACUAUUGGGUGUCAUAAGUAAUACGCCAAACACUAAAAACGAUUGCACACGUUUGGAUGAUGAAUCCUAUGUUGCAAUCACAAACAUCCACUACAUGGCUGCGGAUUUAUUGAGGAAAUUGUUACAAACUAUAGAAGCAGAUCGAGCUUUCUUUUAUAUACCUGGUGAAGGCUAUAUAAGAUUAGACACAGCCGAAUAUAGCACCCUUACAUUCCUUUCCACUCUUGGUCGUCUGCUAUCCAAGCUUAAUUCCCAUUCCCAAUGCACCAGCAAUGAUUGGGCAUGCGACAAUGGACAGUGCAUACAAGAUGAUAAAUUAUGUGAUGGCAAAGUAGAUUGCCUUGAUCGAUCGGAUGAAAUUGCUGAGAAUUGUAUACAGUUGCAUGAGACUUGUCAAAACUACAAUUUUCGUUGUGCCUACGGAGCUUGCAUAGACGGCAUAGCGAAAUGCAAUGGUGUGCAGGAUUGUGCUGAUAAUUCGGAUGAAUUGAUAUGUUCGAAAAAAAAUGAUUCCAAUUUUCAUGGGGCAUGCUCUGACAAUGAAAUACAGUGUGUGAAUUCUAAAGAAUGCAUAAAUUCAAUUAAUCUUUGUGAUGGUCAAGUACAUUGCAAAGAUGGUUCUGAUGAAUCACUGGAAUUAUGCAUCGACUUUGAUUGUAUUUCAUUUGGUUUUCAAUGUGGCUAUGGCGCGUGCAUUAGCGGUAAUGCUAAAUGCAAUGGUACACACGAAUGUGCUGAUGGUUCAGAUGAAGCCUGGCAAUUGUGUAACACACUACGAAAGAAAGAUAAUCUAAUUGAUUUAACGCCAUCUCCAAGACCAAAACGAACAGCUACAUCUACUAAAUGUAAUAUACCCAAUAUACCCCAAUUACAGGACAUGAUAUUUAAGCUACAUCCUCAAAAUGAAACAAUUCCAUUGGGGUCAUUUGUUGAUGAUUAUGAAAUCAUACAUAUACAGUGCCAAAACAAAUAUACCUUGAGAGGACAGCCUAGUCUUUUCUGUCAAAAUGGUAAAUGGAAUUUUGAUUUUCCCUCAUGUGUUGGCUAUUGUGAUGGAUCACUUUUGCGGGGCGUUUCUCUGCGUGCAGUUUGUGAUGAUGGAACCCGUUUUGUGGACUGUCCGAAAAAACUUCGUCCUGGUACAGAAAUUCAAAUUAAUUGUGGCUUUGGUUACACUCGCACCCCAAAUAAUCCCCAAAAUAUAAAAUGUUUACCAGAUGGAACCUUUGAUAAGACUCCAGUGCCUUGCGAACACAAUUGUGGCCGAGUUGCAGCCAAUUCGGUAGCCCUGUCUAAAAAUGGCAUUCCAAUUACAUCCAGUUUGACACCCUGGCAUGUGACAAUUUAUGAGAAAGACGGUGCUGAUAGCAAUUACAUUUGUAGCGGUUCAAUAGUAUCGCCUCGUAUUGUCAUAACGGCUGCACAUUGCUUUUGGGAUGAAGCAAACUUAAUAUUGAAAAGUAAUACAGAAUAUGAAAUUAUUGCUGGGCGAAGUACCAGCAACUAUACAAAGAUAGACAAUAAUAAUUCGCAGACAAUACAGAUUGAGGAAAUACACAUUCCAACAGAAUAUCGCGGUAAAAGUGGAAACCAAAGAGAGGACAUUGCCUUUGUUAAACUAAAAACUGCCUUAAGAUACACAGAAACUAUUGCUCCGAUUUGUUUACCAAAUGAUAUUCGCAACAUCGCCUCAAACUAUGUGAUGUCCAAUCAGAAUGGAUUCCUUGCCGGAUUUGGUGUAAAAAAUCAAUUGGAGAGACUCAAAAUGUUAAUGUUAUCUUAUCAUGAUUGUAGUCAAAAAAGUCCACCGUACGCACCCCUGACAGAUGAUAAAUUUUGCAUUUAUAAUAAUGAGGGAGCUUCGGUGUGCCGGGGUGACAGUGGCGCCGGUUUUUUUAAAGAGGACAAGAAUUCGGAGGACAAUGAAAUUACAUAUAGACUAUUGGGUGUCAUAAGUAAUACGCCAAACACUAAAAACGAUUGCACACGUUUGGAUGAUGAAUCGUAUGUUGCAAUCACAAACAUCCACUACAUGGCUUCGGAUUUAAAGAGUAAACUGUUGAAAGCUAUACAAGAAGAUCGAGCUUUAUUUUAGAUGAUAACUAUACUUUUAAAACAAAUUUGCAACAAUGUUAACUAAUAAAUACACAUGGAGAAAACAUUGUUUGCAAAUAUUUUGUAAUUUAUGUAAAACAUUUAAUAAAGUUUAACAAAAUUUUAUUUUAAUCAUC